UGCUUUUUAUACCGGACACUUGUGAGAUGAAGGAUAAGAAGAAGAAAAAAGAAGAGAUAUUGAAUGAUUUGUGUUUGUUUUUUAUUAUUGGUUGGGAUCACAGCACAUCGGGAUGGAUGUUGAGCGAGUGGAUUUAUUCCUGAGUGAUUUUUCUAUGUGAGGGGCGGCGGAUCGCGUUGUGUUUUCCAUUCAGCCGUGGCGGGAUACUACCGAUCGUCGAUGAAUUGAUGUGGGAAUACGCGCUACCUCGGCUGCAUAGAUGGCAAACACAAGUGAGUUUGGGGAGAGCAGCCCGUCCUUACAGAACUAUGCGUCCGCGGCCUCUGCGGUCAAGCUGGCCUCCCUGGGUCUGAUCAUGGGCAUCAGCUUGCUGGGCAACGCGUCGCUGUCCCUGCUGCUGCUGAAGGACAGCUCCCUCCACAAGGCUCCCUACUACUUCCUCCUGGAUCUGUGCCUGGCAGACGUGGUCCGCUCCGCCGUGUGUUUCCCCUUCGUGAUGGCAUCGAUCGGCGGCGGCUCCGCCUGGCCGUACAGCGGGCUCAGCUGCAAGAUCGUCGCCUUCAUGUCCGUGCUCUUCUGCUUCCACGUCGCCUUCCUGCUCUUCUGCGUCAGUGUCACCCGGUACAUGGCGAUCGCCCACCACAGGUUUUACUCCAAGCGGAUGAAUCUAUGUACGUGCGUCGCGGUGAUCUGCAUGGUUUGGACUCUCUCUGUGGCCAUGGCUUUCCCCCCGGUGUUCGACGUGGGCACCUACAAGUUCAUCCGUGAGGAGGAGCAGUGCAUCUUCGAGCACCGCUACGUGAAGGCGAACGACACGCUGGGCUUCAUGCUGAUGCUGGCCGUCAUCGUGGGGACGACCCAUGUGGUUUACAUAAAGAUGCUGUGCUUCGUGUACGAUCACCGUAAAAUGAAACCUGCCCAGCUGGUACCGGCCAUCAGCCAGAACUGGACCUUCCACGGCCCCGGAGCCACCGGGCAGGCGGCCGCCAACUGGAUCGCCGGCUUCGGUAGAGGACCCACCCCGCCGACGCUGGUGGGCAUCAGGCAAGCGACUCACCCCGGCAACAGGAGGCUGCUAGUGCUGGAUGAGUUUAAGAUGGAGAAACGGAUAGGGAAGAUGUACUACAUGAUCACACUGACAUUCCUCAUCAUGUGGGCUCCUUAUAUAAGCGCCUGCUACCUGAGAAUAUUUGUGCGGGGGGCUUCGGUCCCGCAACUUUACCUGAGCGCUGCGGUGUGGAUGAGCUUCGCCCAGGCUGGAGCCAACCCCAUCAUCAGCUUCCUGUUCAACAAGGAGCUCCGAAUGCGCCUCAGAGCCUGUUUCCCCUGCUGCUUGGGAACACAGACACCCAUGGAGCCAUACUGUGUCAUCUAAACGCUCCUGGCCCCAACAUAUAUACUGCCAAAGACACACUUCUACAUCUAGACUGGUCCCCAAAAUGUGUUUACGCAGUCAGGGAUG
Molecule: messenger RNA, 1462 nt
Organism: Scomber japonicus (chub mackerel)
Lineage: Eukaryota; Metazoa; Chordata; Actinopteri; Scombriformes; Scombridae
Gene: gpr27
Product: G protein-coupled receptor 27
Exons: 1
Coding region: 260-1375 (371 amino acids)
Biological process (GO): G protein-coupled receptor signaling pathway
Cellular component (GO): plasma membrane
Molecular function (GO): G protein-coupled receptor activity
Source: RefSeq, a predicted model, not a curated record